Molecule: messenger RNA, 960 nt
Organism: Colletotrichum aenigma
Lineage: Eukaryota; Fungi; Ascomycota; Sordariomycetes; Glomerellales; Glomerellaceae
Product: Cytochrome c1 heme protein
Exons: 4
Coding region: 1-960 (319 amino acids)
Biological process (GO): mitochondrial electron transport, ubiquinol to cytochrome c
Molecular function (GO): heme binding; electron transfer activity
Source: RefSeq, a predicted model, not a curated record
AUGUUGGCAAGGUCCUGCUUGCGCUCGGCGCGCACCUUCACAAAUGGCGCCGUCACCAUUUCCAAGCGUGCGGCGUCCACUUCCACCGGCGCUGGUGCCGAAGCUUCCCACUCCCGAUUGAACAUCUCCGCCGUUGCGUCGACGUCUCUCGCCCUGGGCUCUAUGGCCUGGUACUACCACCUCUACGGACCUUCGGCGAACGCUGCCACGCCCGCUGAGGAGGGUCUGCACCCUACCAACUACCCUUGGGUUCACGAGCAAUGGUUCAAGACCUUCGACCACCAGGCUCUCCGCCGUGGUUUCCAGGUCUACCGCGAGGUCUGCGCCUCUUGCCACUCCCUCAGCCGUGUUCCCUACCGUGCCCUGGUCGGUACCGUCCUGACCGUCGACGAGGCCAAGGCGAUGGCCGAGGAGAACGAGUACCCUGGUGAGCCCAACGAGCAGGGCGACAUCGAGAUGCGCCCCGGCAAGCUGUCCGACUACAUCCCCGACCCAUACAAGAACGAGGAGGCUGCCCGCUUUGCCAACAACGGUGCCCUCCCCCCCGAUCUGUCUCUCAUCAUCAAGGCCCGCCACGGUGGCUGCAACUACAUCUUCAGCUUGCUUACUGGUUACCCCGACGAGCCCCCCGCCGGCGCUGUCGUCGCCCCCGGCAUGAACUUCAACCCCUACUUCCCCGGUACCGGUAUCGCCAUGGCCCGUGUCCUCUACGACGGCCUCGUCGAGUACGAGGACGAGACCCCGGCUUCGACCUCUCAGAUGGCCAAGGACGUCGUCGAGUUCCUCAACUGGGCCGCUGAGCCCGAGAUGGAUGACCGCAAGCGCAUGGGUAUGAAGGUUCUUGUCGUUUCGGCCACGCUCUGGGCUAUCAGCGUCUGGGUUAAAAAGUACAAGUGGGCUUGGCUUAAGUCGAGGAAGCUCGCGUACGACCCUCCCAAGGAGACCAAGGUUCGCCACUAA